GCGCAGUAGCGGACUGGGUGUAGUCUGGAGUCCCGUCUUUUCCUGCUGGAGUUUGGAGUUGGUGCAUGGCGGCGGACACAAAGAGCUGAGGCCCGAGCUCACACACACUCUCACACACACACACUCACACGGCACAAGCAGCCGGGACACGAGCUCUGGACGCGGCCUGGAGCGAAGACAAUCCGCCGCUGCAUGUUCUCACUCGGUGGCUGAAGCUGUUUCCUGUCGGUAACCGGAUCGUUACCGCAAACUUUUGGACAAGUUCAGGGAGAGUUUUUUUUUCUUGUGCUCGGAGACGGAGAGGACUGAAAAAAUGCGGAGUGUGAUCCGGGCUCUGGUGGCUUGGAGCUGGGUGGCGGUGGUGUGUGUGCGCGCUGCCAUGGAUGAGUGUUCGGACGAGCAGAACCGAGCGCAGCGCUGCAUGCCCGAGUUCGUCAACGCCGCUUUUAACGUCACCGUGGUGGCGACCAACACCUGCGGCUCUCCGCCCGAGGAGUACUGCGUGCAGACCGGCGCCACCGGGGUCACCAAGUCCUGCCACAUCUGCGACGCCCGGGACCCCAGGAACCACCACAGCGCCGCGGACCUGACCGACUACAACAACCAGCAGGAUACCACCUGGUGGCAGAGCCAGACCAUGCUGGCGGGCAUCCAGUACCCGAACUCCAUCAACCUCACCCUGCACCUCGGGAAGGCAUUUGACAUCACCUACGUGCGGCUCAAGUUCCACACCAGUCGCCCGGAGAGCUUCGCCAUCUACAAGCGGACCAGCGAGGGCGGCCCCUGGGUGCCCUACCAGUACUACAGCGGCUCCUGCGAGAAGACCUACCAGAAGGUGAACCACGGCUUCAUCCGCACUGGAGAGGACGAGCAGCAGGCGCUCUGCACCGAUGACUUCAGCGACAUCUCGCCGCUCACUGGAGGAAACGUGGCCUUCUCCACACUGGAGGGACGACCCAGCGCCUACAACUUCGACCACAGCCCCGUCCUCCAGGACUGGGUGACGGCCACCGACAUCAGAGUGACCCUGAACAGGCUCAACACGUUCGGAGACGAGGUCUUCAAUGACCCCAAGGUCCUCAAGUCCUACUACUACGCCAUCUCUGACUUCGCUGUGGGAGGACGGUGUAAGUGUAACGGCCACGCCAGCGAGUGUGUGAAGAACAGCAGAGGACGGUUGGUGUGUAACUGCAAACACAACACGGAUGGCGACGACUGCAACAUCUGCAAACCGUUCUACAACGACCGGCCGUGGAGGAGAGCGACCGCCGACAACGCCAACGAGUGUCUGCCCUGUGACUGUAACGGGAAGAGCGCCGAGUGUUACUUCGAUGCUGAGCUGUACCGGGCCACAGGUCACGGAGGUCACUGCAGGAACUGUGCCGACAACACCGAUGGGCCCAACUGCGAGCGCUGCCUCGACAACUACUACAGAGACCCGAGCAGCAGCCGCUGCCUGCCCUGCGGCUGCAACAGCGUCGGCUCGGAGUCUCCUCAGUGUGACAACAGAGGUGUGUGUGCGUGUAAACCAGGAGUGAGCGGAGAGAAGUGUGACCGCUGCCAGCCAGGGUACCACAGUCUGACCGAGGCCGGCUGCAGGCCUUGUUCUUGCUCGCCGUCUGGCAGCACUCAGGAGUGUGACGUCAACACGGGACAGUGUCGCUGCAAAGACAAUGUGGAGGGCUUCAGCUGUGACAGGUGUAAACUGGGUUACUUCAACCUGGACCCCAACAACCCUCAGGGCUGCACCCCCUGCUUCUGCUUCCAGCACUCGUCUGUGUGCGACAGCGCCGAGGGCUUCAGCGUCCACACCGUCACCUCCUCCUUCUACAGAGAUGAUGAGCAGUGGAGCGGUCAGCAGCGUGAUGGUUCCAGUGUCUCCGUCCAGUGGUCUCCCAGCGGACAGGAAAUCUCCCUCAUCUCAGACGACUACUUCCCCAUGUACUUCGUAGCCCCAGAGAAGUUCUUGGGGAACCAGAUGUUGAGUUACGGACAGAACCUGAGUCUGAGUUUCCGGGUGGAUCGGCGAGACACUCGGCUGUCGGCGGAGGAUCUGGUCCUGGAGGGCGCCAACCUGAGGGUGGCCGUCCCGCUCAUCGCCCAGGGCAACGCCUAUCCCAACGAGAACAUGCAGACAUACGUGUUCAGGCUCCAUGACAGCACAGAUUACCCCUGGAGGCCGACCAUCAGCCACGCCGACUUCCAGAAACUUCUUCACAACCUGACCGCCAUCAAGAUCCGCGGCACCUACAGCGAGAGGAGUGCAGGUUACCUUGACGACGUCUCUCUGGUAACGGCGAGGCGCGGUCCAGGUGUUCCGGCCCGCUGGGUGGAGCGCUGCACCUGUCCUCAGGGUUACCAGGGGCAACACUGUGAGCAGUGCACCGUGGGAUACCGCCGCGCCCGACCGGAGCUCGGAGCCUUCAGCUCCUGUGAGCCGUGCAACUGUAACGGACACAGCGAGGCCUGCAACCCCAACACAGGAGCGUGUGACUGUCGGGACAACACGGCCGGUCUGAGCUGUGAACGCUGUAAAGACGGUUACUAUGGCGACGCCACCCGUGGGUCGUCGAGCGACUGUCAGCCCUGUCCCUGUCCGGCCGGAGCCACCUGCGCCAUGGUCCCUAAAACCAGAGAGGUGGUCUGCACCAACUGUCCCGCAGGAACCACAGGUAAGCGCUGCGAGCUGUGUGACGACGGCUUCUUCGGCGACCCCCUGGGUCAGAGCGGCCCGGUGCGAGCCUGCCGCGCCUGCAAGUGCAGCGACAACAUCGACCCCAAUGCCGUCGGCAACUGCAACCGCGAGACCGGAGAGUGCCUCAAGUGCAUCUACAACACCGCUGGCUUCUUCUGUGACCGCUGCAAGGAGGGUUUCUACGGCAACGCCCUGGCCACCAACCCCGCCGACAAGUGCAAACCCUGCUCCUGCUCUCCGUUCGGUACGGUUGGUCGACAGACGAGCUGUUCUCAGGUCACCGGUCAGUGUCAGUGUCUCCCCAACGUGGCCGAGCGCGACUGCAGUGCCUGUCAGCCCGGCUUCUUCAACCUGCAGAGCGGCAACGGCUGCGAACGGUGCAACUGUAACCCGAUUGGCUCCACCAACGGUCAGUGUGACAUCAUCACAGGACAGUGUGAGUGUCAGCCUGGCGUCACCGGACUGCACUGUGAGCGCUGCGAGGUCAACUUCUUCGGUUUCAGCUCGUCUGGAUGCAAACCCUGCGACUGCGACCCCGAGGGCUCCCAGUCAGGUCAGUGUAAGGAGGACGGGCGCUGUGAGUGUCGGCCCGGCUUCGUCGGCGCUCGCUGCGACAUGUGUGAGGAGAAUUACUUCUACAACCGCUCAGCUCCGGGCUGCCAGCAGUGUCCCUCCUGCUACAGCCUGGUCAGAGACAAGGUGAACCAGCAGAGGCAGAAGCUGCACGACCUGCAGACUCUGAUCGACAACCUGGGCUCGGGUCAGGACACCGUCAGCGAUAAGGCCUUCGAGGACCGGCUGAAGGAGGCGGAGCGCGCCAUCAUGGAGCUGCUGGUGGAGGCGCAGACCAGCAAAGACGUGGACCGAGGUCUGCUGGAUCGCCUCAACAACAUCAACAGCACUCUGACCACCCAGUGGAACCGACUGCAGAACAUCCGCAACACGGUGGACGACACCGGCACGCAGGCCGACCAGGCCCGCCACCGAGUCCGAGACGCCGAGAACCUGAUCGACCGAGCCCGGCAGGAGCUGGACAAGGCCAAGGACGCCAUCAGCAAAGUGGACAUCAAGCCCCCCAGUGGCACCGGAGAUCCAAACAACAUGACGUUGCUGGCGGAGGAGGCUCGGACGCUGGCUGAGAAGCACAAGAUGGACGCCGACCAAAUCGAGAAGAUCGCCAAAGACGCCAACGACACGUCGACCAAAGCGUACAACCUGCUGCUGAAGACUCUGGACGGAGAGAGCAGGACAAGUCAGGAGAUCGACGAGCUCAACAAGAAGUACAACGAGGCGAAGGAGCUGGCCAAGAAUCUGGAGAAACAGGCCAACAAGGUUCAGGCCGAGGCCGAAGACGCCGGAAACAAAGCUCUGAAGAUCUUCGCCAACCUGACGAGCAUCCCGCCGUUUGACACCAAAGCUCUGGAGGAUGAGGCCAGUAAGAUCAAGAAGGAGGCGUCGGACCUCGACAAGCUCAUCGACAAGACGGAGAAGGAGUACAACGACCUGAGAGACGACCUGAGGGGUAAAGAGCAGGAAGUGCGCAAACUGCUGGAGAAAGGCAGAAGUGAGCAGCAGACGGCAGAUCAGCUGUUGGCUCGAGCCGACGCUGCCAAAGCUCUGGCUGAGGAGGCGGCGAAGAAGGGACAGUCCACCUACAGGGAGGCAGAGAGCAUCCUGGACGACCUCAGAGACUUUGACAAGAGAGUCAACGACAACAAGACCGCGGCUGAGGAAGCUUUAAAGAAGAUCCCCGCCAUCAACGACACCAUCAUAGCCGCUAACCAGAAGACCAAGCAGGCGGAGGCGGCUCUCGGCAACGCGGCCGCUGACGCCCGAGAGGCCAAGAACAAGGCAGAGGAGGCCGAGAGGAUCGCAGGCAACGUGCAGAAGGGCUCUGCCAAGACCAAGGAGGAUGCAGAGAAGGCCUUCCAGGACACCACCAAGCUGGACAACGAGGUGAGCGACAUGAUGGACCAGCUGGACGCCGCGGAGCAGGAGCUGGCCAGGAAGAAGGCCGAGGCCGACCAAGACAUGAUGAUGGCUGGAAUGGCGUCAGACAACGCGAAGGAGGCGGAGGACAACGCCCGCAAGGCCAAGAGCGCCGUGAAGACGGUCCUGAGCACCAUCACCGCCCUGCUGGAUCAGCUGGGAAACAUCGACAAGGUGGACCUGAGCAAACUGAACCAGAUCGACGAGUCCCUGAAGAGGGCCAAGGGCAAGAUGGGCGACAGCGAGCUGGACAGGAAGCUGACGGAGCUGAACGACGUGGCGCGGACUCAGGAGGACAUGAUCAACGACUACGACCGGCAGAUCCGCGAGAUCCGCGCCGACAUCGCCAACCUCAACGACAUCAAGAACACGUUACCCGACGGCUGCUUCAACACGCCGUCUCUGGAGAGGCCUUAACCCCGCCCUCCUCCGCCUCCAACACUCCCCCUUCACGUCUAACACUCUGGCGAACAUGCCAACUUUUACCAAAACAGUUUUUAAACCUUUUUGUUUUUUGUUUUUUGUUCUCAGAUUCUUGUCUUUGAAGCCAACAUUUCAAGCCACGUUCACGGUUUUUAACAAAAGAGAAGCAGCUGUUUUUGUUUUGUUUUUAGUUUUUGUUUUGGAGACGCAGUAACGUGGUUACGGUAGAAUGAACUAAGCGGCGUAGAGAAGCCGUGCAGAGAGGUGGAAGAGCCUCGGAGAAAAACCAGAACCACAAACCCGACGUGACUGCACCCGUCUGCACAGACAGGAAGUUCCUCUUACUUCGAGGAGUGUCUGCUCGUAUUACCCAUCAUGCCCGGGACACGCCAGCUACAUUUACAGUUUUCAGCCAGCUGAAUGCACGGCUACCCACUGUUAGAGCGCCGCUGUCCUCGGCGUUCUUUUUUUGUUUUGUUUUUGUUUGGUUUUUUGUUUUCAUUUUUACACCAACCGUGUUUUCAGAAACCACAGUGAAGGAAUCCUCUCUUCUUUUCUCCCAAAGCUUCGUGCCUACCACACAAACAGCAGAGGAAGAGUGUUCUCUUUUCUUCAACAGUAUUUUCGCCUCCAGUGGGUUGUGAUGUCGAGUAAAGCCACGCCCACGCCGCUGGCGAAUAUGAAGCCUCUGAAGCCCUGACAAAAUCAGUUUAUAAAUCUUGUGUGCACAAGACAAUUUAGUUUCUUGUUCCUAAGUGUUCUGGAGCCGAAGGUUAGAAGAUAUUUUCUUGCGUGAAUAGAUAUCAACGUGCGCACACAACUUUUGGAUCGUGUGGGAACAAAAUAGUAACUUGUGCAUGCAAAUGGGACGUAAAAUGGUAUCAUGUUAUCAUCAUAUGGAUCUGAGUUUAGAGUAAAAUAUACUGGAUUGUUCCCACAACAUAUGUUUCUUCCAAGGUAUGGAUCUUGAGUUGAGGCAGAUACUGUCUUGCACGCUCAAGAUAUUUACCUGUUCCCACAAGAUACGGAUGGUGUGGGAACGAUAUUGUCUUGUUCCCACAACAUCGUUGUCUUCUUUCAUAUCUCAUAUCACAACCUGCAUGUCUUGUGGGAACAAAAUUGUAAAUUGUCCGUAAAGGUUAUUCAGUUGUAUGCAUAAUAUAUGGAUGUUUUGGGAACACACUAAAGGCCUGAACAUACUCGGGCGUACUAUGAGCGGAGCGGACUCUGCGAGGAAUGUCGGCAGUCAUUCGGGCUUUCAUAGACGAGCGCACUUCUGCAUUGUAGUUUCCUGUAAAAAUGUCCGUGAAAAAUCCCCGCGAUGUGAAAAAUACACGCCGAGCAGUCACUGGUGCGCAGAGUGGAGUCCGCGCAGUUGUAAAAUCUGAGCUUUGUGCGCACAGGGCUUGCGGACGUCCACUUUGAGUCCGUGCGGACCUCCGUGGAGUCCGUUCCAUGUACGUUCCGCCCGAGUAUGUUCGGGCCUUAAGUGAAUAUCUUGUUACUCCAAGAUCCCACGUGUCGGUGGGUUAUGUUUAUAAGUCAUUAUCUUCUAUGCGUAAGACAUUAUCUUGGGUGCCAAGUUACUAUUUGGUUCCCAAAAGAAUUGGAUGUCAUCUUAGUGUUAGAGUUGCUCGUUGUUGUCUUGUACAUGCAAGAUAUGAAGUUGUUCCCACGGCGAACAUAUCUUGUGGGAACAAGAUAGUAACUUUCUCGUAGAGGAUAUCAACUUGAAUGCACAGUCUGUGGAUGUUUUGGGAACAAGAUGAGUGAAUAUCUUGUUACUCUGAGAUCCAUACAAUUUAAUAUCUUGUCCCCACAUGAUGUAGGGUUACGUUUACAAGUUAUUAUCCUCUAUUUGCAAGACAUUAGCUUGUGUGCCAAGUUACCUUUUUGUUCCCAAAAGAAAUGGAAGUCAUCUUAGCGUUAGAGUUGCCCGUUAUUGACUUGCGCACGCAGGAUAUUUGCACCUCGCUGCACGUCGUGUGCACACAAGGUAAAGAAAAAGCUUUCAGGACGUCAGCGGCUCCGUAGGCGCGUCUUUCAAUCAGCUCUGACACUUCUCACCACGUUCAAACACUAUUUGAUGUUCUGAUGUUUUAACACCACGGCCUUUUUCUUGUUCUUGUCCCAGAAGUUGCUGCUUAUCACUGGUGUUUUUACCCAUCACACAUUAACAUUUCUCUUCCAGGCUAAAUCCAACACUAUGCAACUUUGUACAUUUUGCGUAGCGAGAAUUUUAUCUGAUACACUGGUGCUAAUAAUUAUUUCAAAUGUUAUAUUUUUGUGUGAAUGUUUUUUAUUAUGACUUAGAGUGAGGAAUUUGUUAUUUGUGUAAAUAUAUGCUUAAAUGAUUCAGGACUGGCUGAUUCCAAGAAAUAAAACUCCAACAUGCAAACAGCCACAUUAUCACAAUCAAUCAACUGAAACCUCCAGGUUAAAUCUAUAUAUGAAUAUCUAUGAUAACGUCUGUGGUAUGUUAUUAUUAUAAUAUGCUUGCUUGUAUACAAGGCUCCAUGUUGCUGCCUCAUAGCGAUGCCAAUAUUUGUGUUUUUAUUGAUUCACAAGUUAAUUCACCCUAACUGAAUUUUUUUGUUAUGUUUUGACCCUUUGACCUAUCAGGACAUCACAUACUGAAUUUUAUUGGCUUGACUUCAUGGAGAUAACGAGCGCGCUCACACGUUGCUACAGUAGUUAACUGUUUUUAAUUAGUGUUUUUGUGCCUUAAUAUAAAGUUUGGUUGUAAUCACAGUCCCGUCGAGGGGCGUCCAUGUUGUAUCUCACAGAUAUGUCCUCAUCGUCUUCGUUCCCUCACGCCAUCUCCUCGUGUCAGUACUGAAGCAGGGUUUUGUUUUUUUUAAAUCAGGUCCUGAAUACAGAAAACUGCAAAAAAUCUUCACCGUCAGCUUCUGCAGAGAAACAGCUGAUAAAACCUGAAAAGUGUCUGACUGACUGGUGAAAGAGAAUCUGACAUGUCGACCAGGAGAACUGGACUCUCUCUGACUUGUUACUGUCAUUUUAUUUUCCUCCCUCCAUCCAGACGGCCGCUCUGCAGGACGUGCAGCUCACACACACACACACACACACGAUGUAUAAACAGUAUUUUAAGUUAUAAUGUACCAGUUAUUUGUAUCGUAACUAUGUUGUCUUAGGCGGUGAUGUGUGUGUGCUGCUCAGCCUGUGGGCGCCGCUGUGCUGUGUUUCGUGACGUCAUUGUCUCCAGCCCUGUGAGGACCUGAGUGAACCCUGUCUGUCCCCAUGUGCCUGUAAAUCCAAACUUAACAUUUGAGUAAUAAAAAUUACUACAGGAACCA
This is a messenger RNA of Epinephelus fuscoguttatus (brown-marbled grouper), 8421 nucleotides long. It is a transcript of the gene lamc1, whose product is annotated as laminin, gamma 1. The record is from RefSeq and is a predicted model, not a curated record. Lineage: Eukaryota; Metazoa; Chordata; Actinopteri; Perciformes; Serranidae. The transcript is spliced from 28 exons. The coding region runs from base 314 to 5101 and encodes 1595 amino acids.